Molecule: messenger RNA, 1930 nt
Organism: Aspergillus neoniger CBS 115656
Lineage: Eukaryota; Fungi; Ascomycota; Eurotiomycetes; Eurotiales; Aspergillaceae
Product: Hsp70 family protein
Exons: 7
Coding region: 152-1855 (567 amino acids)
Source: RefSeq, a predicted model, not a curated record
AGGGUAGGCUGGCUGCUCUUCCAUCUGAUUUCUCAUCUCAUUGCAGUUUAUGGUGUGUGUAUUCAGCCGGUCCUGAAUACAUAGAACCCCAUGCGUUGUCCAUCACUUCUUCAUGCCCUUUUGUUUUCUCCCGCAUUAGCGUAGUCCCAACAUGAAUCACCACUGGAUGGCUAUCGGUGUCGAUGUGGGAACUACCAAGACUGGCGAGUCCCCUUUCCCCUCUCCCCUCUUCUUCGCCUCUCUUUCUCUUGUUCUUCGUGCUUCCGUAAUAUCUGACAAGCCGUGCUUUAUAGUUGUCGCAUACGCCCUUCUGCACGAUCAGAUGGAUCUGUGGAUACCCCCAGAUGCCCAUGACUGGAUCAUACCAACAGCAGUUGAUUAUGACGAAAUCGGCCAGACAAUUUGGGGCAACACAGCCGCCUCGCGCCCAGACCCUCACGUGUGGUUCAAACUGUUGAUCCACAGCUCCCCUGUAGUGGACUUGAGAGAAGAUAAUCUUGUUGGUGCCAUUGGGGGGACUAUGGGGCGUGAUACUGCCGGCAAACUCAUUGGCGACUUCCUUAAUGUCCUGCAGCAGAAGCUACUGGCUCACUUCCAGAGAUACGGUCCAGCGCAGAUCGAGUGGUGCUUUACGGAACCCGGAUGCUGGAACGAUCAGGGCCGACUCGACUUCCGAACCGCAAUUCAGGACCGUAUGUUCAAUGGGCAUGCCUGCGACGUUUCAUUUGUCUCUGAAGCAGAGGCUGCGGCGGAAUACACCGUCCUUGAAGGUGCAAACAGGGGACUCGUGCAGCAAGGGGAUGUGGUGAUGGUUUGCGACUGUGGCGGGGCCACAACUGACGUUGCCAUCUUACGGGUGAACGGUACCAACCCCUUUACCUCCCAACCUGUUGGAGAUCCAGCCAGUUUCCGGCUCGGCGCUGUGGACAUUGAUGCAGCCUUGAUGGAGCAGGUCCGACAGGCCUACUGGGAAAGUGAUCAGGGCCUGCGAAGGGGAGCACCUGCUGCUGAGGCUCGGCGUGAGAUCAGCAGGGUCAAGGAGAAUUUCACCGGUGGCCCUGGGAACGUCCCGAUUUAUAUCCAGGGCCCUGAACGCGGUGUAAUUAUGCAUCAAUUCACCCACGACGACUUGAUAAACGCGUUCGAACCGACUGUGGAAGGGAUAAUCGAUGUGAUAAUCCAAAAGAUAUUGUCAGCCGGAGCCAAAGUCACGAAGGUGGUCCUUGUCGGGGGUUUGGGAAAAUCAGAAUACCUUCGCUCCCGAGUUCGCCAUGCGCUCCAUGACGUCUACGUGGACACGCCGCCUAAGUUAGUGGAUGCUUUGCCAGACACCAUCAGAAGUGCAGUUGCAUGCGGGGCAGUGUUACGUGCACAAAGGGUGCCUCCAGUGCGGUGGUUUGAAAGCCGCUCCCAGUACGAAUUGUGCUUUCCGUCUGUUGACGUGUAUGGCGACGGUAUGCCAGACAAAGUUCUUACCAAUACGAUUAUUGCAAGAGGACGCAGAGAUGUGCCUGCGAGCGGGUCUUUUAUACCCACUGAGAGGAUGCGCUUGGUACCCCAGCGGAUGGGGGACCGUUUUCUUCAGAUUCGCAUUGUACGACAAGCGGAAACUUUGUCGGCCGCCGUUGAACGGGUCAAGAUCCCCGCAAACGUACCAUUCCAUUGGGCCAAUUGUGCUCAAGGGAUGGUUCAUAAGUAUCCACUAAGAGUAUUCUGGUCCAUUCAUCUGGGAUCGGCAAUGUUCAUCCACUGGAGAAUAUGCAUAGCGGAUGGUCAGGACCGGAUAGAAACUGUGUUAGCUGAGUCUUUCCGUGAGGUGUCUCCCCAAGACUUGAUCCCCGUCGUGAACGGCUAGGAUCUCGAUGCAUAUUAUCUUGGAUCUUUCUCCGUUUCUCUGACGAUUGAUCUAGUGCUUGUUGCGUUUAUUCUC